AUGUUGAUCGCCCUUCUCUCCAAGUGGAGCUGUCACGUCUGCUCCUACCUCUAUCCGGCAUAUGCAUCAUACAAGGCUUUAGCUCAUCACCCGGACUCCUCACCCGAGGCCAUGGCGCAAGUGGAGAGGUGGUUAAUGUAUUGGGCUGUGGUGGGUACAUGGACUGCGGUUGAAAGUGUCCUAGGGUGGACUUUCACUUGGCUCCCAUUCUAUAGCUUAAUCAAAACGCUCAUCUUCCUCUAUCUCUCCCUUCCCCAAUCCGAGGGCUCAUCAUACAUCUACACGAAUCACCUUGCGCCUUUCUUCCACGAACAUGAAUCGGAUAUCGAUGCUUUCCUCGCUAGUCUCAGAUCGAGAGCUUCUACAGCUUUGGCAGGUGGAUUGGGUUGGUGUUGGGAGAAAGUCAAAGCUCAACUCAACAUCGCUCUUCCAGCUGGCCAUGAGCCUUUCCCUAAUCAAGGGGGAUAUAAUGUUGGAGACGCUCAAGGAUUUGAUGUCCCCGGACUACACCAGCCUCCCACUUUGCAAGAUCCAGCUUCGGGUGCUAUACAACAGGUCUAUGGGUUAUUCUCACGAUAUGCAGGACACUACAUGCCAGUCGCUCUCUCUGCUCUCACCGCAGCUGCAGCUUCCGCUCAAACUUCUAACAGAUCUGCACCAGCAAGUUCAGGUUUCCCCGCACGAGCGGAGCAGGUCCCUGAAUCCAUGUCUAUGCCUAUCCCAAUCCCUACACCAGGUGUCAGAUCUUCGCCAUCCGAUACGACCCUUCGAUCCAGAACGUACCUCCAUGCGAGCGGCAGUGGCAAUGGCAUCUCAUCACCUGAAUUAGCUGCAGCAUCAGGACGAUUUCAGGGUGGACGAAGCAGACCAUCAGCCAGUUCAAGUAACUCUGAUGAAUCGUUAUUCAACUCUGCGCCAAACUCGAAGAACAGUAGUCAUGUGAGGUUAUCAAGCGGUUACGAACAGAUCAAUCGUGAUGAAGCUUUAGGUGCACCUAACGGACAAAGGCCCGCUAUGGGAGAUCAGAGGAGAUCAAGUGGUUGGUUUGGUUGGGGUGGAGUUGGCAUUCCUGAUAAACCGAAAUCUGAAUGA
This is a messenger RNA of Kwoniella botswanensis, 1092 nucleotides long. RefSeq lists its product as uncharacterized. The transcript is spliced from 6 exons. Lineage: Eukaryota; Fungi; Basidiomycota; Tremellomycetes; Tremellales; Cryptococcaceae. The record is from RefSeq and is a predicted model, not a curated record. Bases 1 to 1092 code for a protein of 363 amino acids.